ACAGCUAGCAACAGUAACCAGCGACGCGUCAACACAGACCCACAGUUCAUUUCUUAAGCCAAGUAACUAACUCCCAGGAUUAGCUAAAAUGUACAAGUUGGUGGUGUUGUCUGCUCUGCUCGCUGUGGCCGCUGCUCGUCCAGGCUAUUUGGAGGCAGGUCCUUUGCUGCAUAGCUAUGCCGCGCCGGCGAUCAUCCAUGAGCCUGCCUUGGCUAGCGUUGGGCAUAUUGUCAAGUCCAUACCGACCGCUGUCUCCCAUCAGAGCAUCAGCCAGGUGCACAGCUCGGCCCACAUUGUGCAGCCGAUUGUGACGCCCAUUGUGAAGACCUAUGCUGCGCCCAUCAUCAAGACCUAUGCCGCUCCAGCUCUGCACACCAGCAUCCUGUCGCCUUCCUGGGCCUCUCACGGCUGGGCAUCGUCCUGGUAGACAGCUCGUAGACAUCGGCUCUGACCGGAGUGGUGCCUCAGCGAAUUUGCCCCUAGGCUGAAGCUGCUCAACAAUUUCUAUCACAUCUUCUACUUAGUGUUCCCCCAUCCCCUCUGUCGACUGAUGUAAAUAAAAGUUCAU
This is a messenger RNA of Drosophila hydei, 568 nucleotides long. RefSeq names its product neuropeptide-like 3. The transcript is spliced from 2 exons. Bases 89 to 427 code for a protein of 112 amino acids. Lineage: Eukaryota; Metazoa; Arthropoda; Insecta; Diptera; Drosophilidae. The record is from RefSeq and is a predicted model, not a curated record.